AUGGAGUCGGGCUUCUUGGACAAAAUCAAGUCGGAGAUUCAAGAUUUCUUCAACCUUCCCAUGGAAGAGAAGAAGAAGCUUUGGCAACAACCAGGAGAUCUCGAAGGGUUUGGACAGGCUUUUGUUGUUUCAGAAGAACAGAAACUCGAUUGGGCAGACUUGUUCAUCCUUACAACGCACCCUGUUGAAUUACGAAGGGAUCACGUGUUCCCCAAGUUACCUCUUCCCUUGAGAGAUACAGUAGAGACGUAUUCGGAUGGAUUGAAAAGCAUAGCUAAGAUCUUAUUUGCUAAAAUGGCGAUAGCACUGAACAUCACCCCUGAGGAGAUGGAAAAGUUCUUUGACGAUGAUUUAGUACAGAGACUGAGGAUGAAUUACUACCCGCCUUGUCCACAGCCCGACCAGGUCAUUGGUCUGACUCCGCAUUCCGAUACUACAGGACUCACCAUCCUUUUGCAGGUUAAUGAAGUCGAAGGUCUCCAAAUCAAGAAAGAUGGCAAGUGGCUUCCUGUCAAGCCUCUCCCAAAUGCUUUCGUUGUCAAUGUUGGAGACAUGAUAGAGAUCAUGACGAAUGGGACAUACCGAAGUAUAGAGCAUCGUGGAGUUGUGAACUCAGAGAAAGAGAGGCUUUCUGUGGCAGCAUUCCACAACGUGGGAAUGGGUAAAGAAGUUGGUCCCAUGAGAAGUCUCGUGGAAAGGCAAAAGGCUGCGUUUUUCAAAACUGUGAGCAUCGAAGAGUAUUUCAAUGGCUUGUUCUCCCGUGAGCUCGGUGGAAAAUCUUACCUCGAUGUUAUGAGAAUCUAA
Molecule: messenger RNA, 804 nt
Organism: Microthlaspi erraticum
Lineage: Eukaryota; Viridiplantae; Streptophyta; Magnoliopsida; Brassicales; Brassicaceae
Source: the annotation of a GenBank genome assembly